Messenger RNA from Stegodyphus dumicola, 8488 nucleotides. RefSeq names its product small subunit processome component 20 homolog. Gene Ontology annotation, cellular component: small-subunit processome; 90S preribosome; nucleolus. NCBI's taxonomy places the organism in Eukaryota, Metazoa, Arthropoda, Arachnida, Araneae, Eresidae. The record is from RefSeq and is a predicted model, not a curated record.
GUGAAAUUUGUUUGGAUGUAAAUACACGUGUGAAUUGUUUUGGGAAUGUAAAUUUCAGAUAUCUUAGAAAAUUGUCUUAAAUUAUUUUUUCACAAUGAAAGAUAAGCCGGUUUCUCACAAAAAUCAAAAUACAUUUAAAUUCUUAACUUUUGCUGAGCGCAUCAGUAACAUAAAUAUUGAUGUUAUUCAUCAAAUUGGUAAGAUUUCUGCUUCUCCUGAUGAGGCCAAUACAUUCUUCCUGGAAGCAAUUGAAAAGUGGGUCGAUCUCAAUUACACACAAGAUUAUGGAGAGUUACAAAAAGAGAUUGGACCUGAAAUUCGAAAUUUAUCACAAAUUGUCUUUAGACAGGAUGAAAUUAUUGAAAUAUUGCUUAAGUAUUUAAAAAAAGAAGGCAGCUUAGCUUUGGAUGCUGUAUUGGAGUUGACUGUCGCUUUAGCAAGAGACCUGCAAUAUGACUUCUAUCCUCAUUUUCCUAAAUUUUUCUCUGCCAUCACCUUGCAUCUGUCUACAAAAGAUACAGAACUUUUGGAAAAACUGUUUACAUGUUUGGCCUAUCUUUUCAAAUUUUUAUGGAGGUAUAUGGUGAAAGAUAUGAAGAAUGUGUAUAGGUUAUUUUCGUCUUUGUUAAGUGAUUCAAAUAGGGAACACAUUAGGAUAUUUGCUGUUGAAAGUUUUGCUUUUCUUAUAAGGAAGGUGCAAGAUAAAGAAGACCUGUUUAGUUUCAUAUUUAAAGAACUGCAGUUAAAACCUGAGCAUUCAGUAGGAGUUGGCCAGCUCUUUUUUGAAGUAGUCAAAGGUGUGAAGGAGCAGUUUCACAGUUGCACAGAAAAUGUUAUGAAACUCUUGCUGAAAUUUUUAGGAAAUGAAGAUUUCACUGUGGACAUAAUUGAACAAGCCCUGCAACAAAUGUUACAGUCUAUGGCUAAGCAUACAAACCCCAAAUACAGUUUUACAGUGCAGAAAAUAUUUUGUGAUUUCAUAGAAGAGUUAAUAGGUCAGCUUGGUUCUGAAGAAAAUAAAAGGAAUCGUUUGAUUGAACAUCUGUAUAAAGUUUUACAUCUGUUUCUCUCAUGGAUAAAUUUCAAAAAUGGAAAAUUAAUUUCUUCAGAUAAAUGUAUUAUCGAGGUUUUGACCGACUUGUGUAGUGUAAAUUCCUUACCACAAUAUUGCAUGAAAUCUGUUGCAAAUAUAAUUUCCUCUGUAAUGAUUUCUGGAUGUGUGAACUUCCCAGUUGAUAAAAUUAAUAUGAUAUUGACACAGAUUUAUUCUCAGUCAGAAGAAAUUUUCUUUCAUUUCACAAGGAAUAUGUUUAAGUAUGGAAUGUUUGAAAAAGACCUUCUACCGUUGCUUUUAUCGUCUUGUAUGAAAUUGAUGUCAAGUGAUAAUGCGAGAAAGAAGAAAAGCGUUUUGCAAAUUCUAUCUGAAACUGUUACUUCUCUGAAGCCCAUUUUAACAUCUGGAAGUGAUAUCAAAUCAUUUACUAAACUGUAUUUGUAUGCCCCAACAAAAAACAGCAUGGGAAAGAAGUGCCUGUCAUCUGCUUCUGCCUCCACUGUUCUGGAGAAAUUUCUUAUUGAAACUCUAUGCUUUGAUGAACUAGCAAGGAGUAAUCUUCCUGAAAUUUGGGCUGCACUUGUUUGCUUACCUCAUAUUAGGUUUCUUAAUAUUGAAUAUGUAUCUAAGGUACUUCAGGAAUUAGCAGUAAAAAUGCAUAAAUAUUUACUGUCUACACAGUUUACUAACCUUGACCAUGCUGAAGAAUGGAGUUUUAUACUUUGUCAAGCAUAUUUUGUGUUCCUUGUCAUUACAGCAGAUUAUGAAAAAGAAAAUUGUUUUAAUACAAAAUUUUUCAUCGAUUUAUUAAAGAAACAUUCCAGAUCUCUUGGGGUUCUGCGCAUGGUGGACUUGCAUUUGAGAAGCUACAAGAAACUACCAUCUCUAGAAGAGUUAGGUAUAACAUGUGAAGAACUAACUUCAUAUGUCAUACCUAACUUGGCAUCUCCUUAUCAUUUGGAGCGAUUUUUUACUUUACAAAUAUUGAAUGCUCUUGAGUUGUCACCGACACAAUCUGAAGGCAGGUCUGAAUCUGUUUUGAAUAUCUGUAUUGAAGCUGAGAGAAUUCCACUAGAUGUACAAUCUUACAGAGAAAAAGUGAAAUGGCUCAGAAAAUUGGAAUACCAGUUUGUAGAAAAAAAUAUUCCUAUUAUAUAUGAUACACUUCUGAAGAAAGUUCCUGUAUAUUAUCUUCUAGGCAAUUUAUAUAUCAAUUUUAAAUUGCUAUGGGAUCCAUCUAUAUCUGUACUAGAAACUUAUGCUCAUGGAACAACUGAAUUAUUUUGGAAUAUCUUUGUUGAACAUUUGAAUAAAAUUACAGCAUUAUGUGAAACUGGAGAGAACGCUGAUUCAUCACGUGAAACAGGAAAUGAAAGUGAAACUUACAGUGCCUUUUACCAAAGUUUAACUAAAUUUUGCAAACGAGAUGAAAAUCCGGAUAUCAUAAAUCACCGUUUAUUACUGUGGAAAGCUAUGGCGCAGUUCCCAGAUGUAGUUGAGCCUAAGAACAAAACAGUUGUGCCUUUCUUGUUCCAGUUUAUGACAAAUGAAGUUGUAAAAGUUGAUACUUCAAUGGCUGCAACUGAAUCUGUUAACAAAAUGCAGUGGGAUGAAGACAUGAAUGAUGCAGUUAUGAAAGAAAAAUGCAUUGAAUCUGAAACAACUUUUCAAAAGCGAAAACGAUUGAAGCAGAAAACUCCUCAGAAGUCAAAAAAACUAAAAUCUGAAAGUGAAAAAGGACUCCUAAAUGAUACAUUAGAUAAUGAUGAAUCGAUAGAUAUGAUAGAUGCCAAUAAUGAAGAAGGAGAAUCUGAUUCAGAUGGAAAUGAGGAAUCUGAAUCUGAAGUUGAGAAUGAAGAAGAAGAAGAAGAAAUAGUUCAAGUUCCCCAAACAAAGAUGACUAAAACCUCUGCUAAAAGAAAGCGUCAUGUGGCUAAGACUCUUGCUGCUCUUUUAUCAGUAUUUGCAAAAUUUAAAAAUCCAAAAGCUAUCUAUAAGACUGAAGAACUACAAAAAUUGUAUAAUGAAUUACUCAGCUAUCAUGAUCCAGAUAUUCAGAAGCUUUCUUUUGAUUGCCUAAUGACAUAUAAUUACAAGUAUUUGGUACCAUAUAAAGAUAAUUUCUACAGAAUUUUGGAUAACAAGACAUUUAAAUCUGAAGUCGUAUUGUUCAGCUUAGAUACUGAGAAUCAUGUUAUUCAGGAACAACACAGGAUAAAUGUUCUACCAGUUUUGAUGAGAAUUAUGUAUGGGAAGAUGCUGUAUAAAACUGGUAAUAACACAACUGGAAAGUCACAAGCCCAAACAAGAAGAUCUCUUGUACUUCGCUUUUUGGCUGGAUGCAAAGCUGAAGAAUUAAAAAUGUUUUUUGAUCUUGUUUUCCUGCCUUUUAAAGAACAACUGAAGGAUGAUACACUGAUGGCAGUUAAAAAAGUACGAAAAAGUAUUGACCUUUCAAAUGUAGUUCCUAUUCGUAGGCAGCACAGCGCGUUAAAUACAUUAGGCCUGAUACUUCAGCAUUUAGGUAAUUUGAUUCCUGAACUGCUGUACUGGCUUCUCAAAGUAUUGCUGAUCAUCACAGCUACGAGUGUGACCCUUUUGGAAAAGCGAGAGGAAGUUCUACCUCAGUGUGUAACCCUUCUCAAAGCUGUUCGUAUACAAGCUGUUAUGAAAUUGAUACAAUUUUUUAAAUCUUUCCCACAAUAUGAUUUCAAACCUGAAGAAAUUGAUGCUGUCUUUGAAAGUAUAGUAUGGCCUAUAUUACCUCGUCUUGAACAUGAAUCCAUCAAUCAACCAUCACCAUUGCUUCGUCUGCUAGCAACAUGGAGUGAGAAGCCUAGGUACUUUGUUUUAUUUGCAAAAUAUCAUGAGAAUUCUGCAUCUUUAACACCCUUGCCUCAUUUAAUGGACUUAUAUUCAUGCCCACGUACAAAAUCAAGAGUUGUUGGUGUAAUAUCAAAAAUCAUCUUCCAGCUACUUACCAUUGAAAAUGAGACUUCUGAAGAAGAAGAAAAACUGCCUCCUCUCCAAAUAAAUUGCCAUCUCUCUUUACUGGAUGUAAUUAUCGAUGGAGUUCCUGCUGCUUUUGGAACAAAGCUUUUGCUUCCAUUUGUGGAUAAAAUAUUAUCAAGAAUUGAAAUGACAGUUUCGAUUGUGACUAAAAAGAAAGUCAAAAAAUCGAUUUCUACAAGGGAUUUGACUAUUCUAUUAAGAAUUAGCAAAUACGUGAAUGAUUCUUCACAGUGCUCAAAGCUGAUACAUUUGUUGAUACCAUUUUUUCAGAAGUCCAAAAUAGAUCCUGAUUCUGAAGUUCUUAUUCUGAAUACGAUUUCGAAUUUGAUUAAAAAAGCUGAAGAUAUUGAGGAUCUAACUAAAUUGCUUGCUCCUCUGUUUGGAAAACUAUCUAAUCAAAAUACACGCUUAGCAUUGUGUACAGUUUUUUCAACACUUGCUGAAAUUAAACCUGAAAUGCAUAAAAUGGCAUCAGUUAUUGAAAAGGUGAAUGCUUUUGACCCAAAUAUGGUAUCAGAGCCCAAUUAUCAAGAAAGACUGAAUGGACAUAAAGAAGCAUUGGAAAUUAUCAGAGGAAUGGACAAAACUAGUGUCAAUGAAGAUUUCUUGAGAAUUAUUAUAUGCAUCAUGUUAUUGCUACAAAAUUUAGUUAGAGUCUGCAAAUGUGAUGAUCUUGCUUUACGUAAUAGUGCAUCAUAUUUGCUUCAAGAAAGUGCCAAAGUUUUUGCAACAGUGAUGCCUGAUUUUCAAGAAUUAUGUAAUUUAUUGAUAUUUGAUACAUUGCUACCAGAAGUACAAAAAGGCUUAAAAUGCAGUCUUGAGGCAAUUCGUCAUGAGUUCAUCGGAAUACUGUCCACAGUUUUACACAGCUGUAAAGAUCAUCCUCGCUUGAAAGACUUGUUUGCUUUAUGCCAUGAAGACCCAGACCUUGAUUUUUGGGAAAACAUGCGACAUUUACAAGUUCACAGGCGUGCUCGAGCUCUUCUGCGUUUUUCUAAUCAUUUAAAAAACCAACAUGAACACGGAGAAAAGAUAACUGUUCAUUAUCUACUUGCCUAUAUGAUUCCAAUUGUAUCCUCCUUUCUUUUUGAUGAGGCAUAUCGAAAGCAUGUUCAUGUUGUUGAUGCUGCAAUUGAAACACUAGGCAGCAUUGCUAAUGUUCUCCCUUGGCAUCAUUAUGAACCCCUUUUGAAGAAUUAUUUGAAUAUGUUGUCUAAAGAUGCUGAACAUCAUAAGACUGUUGUGAAAAUUAUCGUGUCUCUUUUGAAUGCUUUUCAUUUUAAUUUAACACUGAAAAAAGAAAACUCUUCUACUUCUGUCCAUGAUGAAAAUAUAACUUCACAUGAUUUAACAGAGGAGAUAGAUAUGAAAGCUGUGUCAGCUGAAUGCUUUGAAACAGAUGUGAAAGAAACAGUAGAAGUUGUAGAAAAUGAUGUAAAUCAAGCCAAUGAUCUAACACCAGCUAUGGCAAAUAAAAUAUACAAUACCAUUAAAAGAAAUAUUUUGCCAUUAUUGCAUCGAUCAUUAAUGAGAAAGGCAAAGAGUGAUGAUGAACAUAAAUAUGCUGGGCAUUAUUAUCCAGAAGAUGAAGAAAUUUUACGUGUGCCUAUUGCUUUAGCCAUGGUUAAAUUACUUCAGAAACUGCCUCCUGGAAGUCUCGAGAAGAAUCUUCCUGGCUUAUUGCUUAAAAUGUGUGACUUGUUAAAAUCAAGAACUGAGAGCAUUCGAGAGACUACUCGAGAUACUCUUGUGAAAAUGAUGCAGUCUUUAGGGCCAAAGUACUUUCACUGCUUAUUGUCAGAAAUGAAAAGUGUGAUGAAGAAAGGCUAUCAGGUUCAUGUUAUGACAUUUACAAUAAAUACUGUUCUUGUUAGUCUGUCUGAUCAGAUGGUUUCUGGAGACUUGGAUGAAUCUGUUAAUGAUUUAACUGAGAUUUGCAUCAGUGAAUUAUUUAGUGAUGUAGCAGAAGAAAAAGAAGUAGCCAAAAUUACAAGAAAACUAAAAGAAGCUCGAAGUUUCAAAAGUUAUUCAAUAUUUCAAAUUUUGAGUAAAUAUGUGUCUGAAAAUCUACUAUUAGAACUCAUUGCACCCCUAAAAGAGGUUCUUGAAAGAAAGUAUAGUUAUAAAGCAAUGAAAAAAGUAUCUGAAUGCUUUCGUCACAUUGCACUGGGAUUGAGUGACAACAACGGUGUGUCUCCCAAAGGUCAUCUGAUAUUCAUUCAUGCUGUGGUUAAUGAAAAUGUACCAGGUCUUAGCCAAAAAAAGAAACCAGAAAUGCCCAAAACUUCAAAAUUCGUCCGUCCAGAUAUAUUCCUUGUUCCUAAAGAACCUGGAAGAAGUGGUCCUCCAGCUAAAAUAAAUAAAAGAACUAAUGCUCAUGUACUGGUAGAAUUUGGCUUACAGCUUUUUACUUUUUGUCUGAAGAAGGAUAAAAUAGAUAAGAAUACAAAAGAAGUUUUAGAAAUGCUGGAUCCUUUUGUUACACUUCUAUCAGACUGUUUGACAUCCAAUCAUAUAAAGAUAAUCUCAACAUCACUACGUUGCUUGUUGUCAUUAUAUAAAUUUCCUUUGCCAUCUCUGAAAACUGUAACAAAAGAUAUAGUCAAUGCUCUUUUCAUUCUGAUAAAUAAAUAUUCUGCUACAGGAAUGGGUCAAGGAGAAAAUUUUGAAAUGAUACUCAUGUGUUUUAAGGUGCUGACAAUUCUUGUUAGGGAUACUAGUUACCAUAAAUUAAGUGAUGAACAACUUCAUUCUCUGUUAAGUUACGUAGAACAGGAUAUAUAUGAUUACACAAGGCAAGCAACAGCAUUUUCUUUGUUAAAAGCAAUUUUAUCAAAAAAAUUAGAAGCUCCAGUACUGAGAGGAAUAAUGAUUAAAAUUGCUGAAAUGUCUAUUACUGCAGAACAAGAUUAUGUAAGGACACAGUGUAGGCAGACUUGCCUGCAGUAUAUUUUGGACUAUCCUCUUGGCAAACAGUUAGUGAAGACUAUUUCAUUUUUUAUUGCUCAAUUAGAAUACCUGCAUGAGCAUGGCAGAAUUUCUGCAUUUGAAAUGAUAAAUUCAAUGUUAGACUCCUUUCCAGAAGCUACAGUAAAGAAACAUUCAGCUCUCUUUAUGGUACCUCUUGCUGCUAGAUUAGUUAAUGACGAAUCUGCAAAAUGCAGAAAAAUGGCUGCUCUAUGUCUCAAGCAGUUAUUUCUUAAGGUUGAACAUGAUGGUAGACUGACAUUGUAUUCAAUGAUGCUUAACUGGCUGCAGGCCAAAAAGCUUUCACACAAGCGAUUGGGAACCCAAGUUUGUGGAAUUUUUGCAGAAGUGGAAGGGGAACAAUUUGAAAGUCACUUACAUGAGAUUUUCCCUAUAGUGACAGAACUUAUAGCUAUCAGAAAAAAUGAAGCAAAAAGCAAUACAGAUGAAAGAUGUGAAGAUCACUUUUUAUAUCAUCUUUUAAAUUCAUUAGUAAAAAUAUUGACACAUUGUCCUAUUAUUAAAAAAGAAGAAUUUUCUGAAAAAUUAAAUGUAAUAUGGGAGAAUGUUCAAGGGCUUAUUUUGCAUCCUCAUGCUUGGGUACGUUUUGCAACUAGUCAGUUAUUUGGACUUUUACUGUCAACUUAUACAGUUGAAGAAAUUUGUGGUGCUAUCUGCAGCAAGAAAAAAACAGUAUCUGUGUAUUUAAAUACCAAACAAAAGCUCAGAGACUUAUCAGCAGACUUUGCAACACAACUCCAGAGUCUUUACUUGAAUGUAGAUCAUGGUGAACAAAUUAUCAGGAAUCUGGUAUAUAUAGCUAAAGUUAAUUCAAAGCUCUCAGAACUCUCAGGUGAAAGCAUAAAUGAAAGUUCUGAAAAUGUGGAAGUUACAUUAGAAUGGAUUAUUCGGAAGCUCUGUCGUGAAGCGAAAAAAGAAGUUUCUGAUUCAGCCAAUAAAUCUGAAAGACGCAAAUGUGUUUUUAUGUUCAUUGCUGCCAUUGCUCAUGAACUUGGAAAAGAAAAGGUGUUCCCUAUGUUGAACAGUAUACUUGUGCCACUCUGUAGAGAAAUUUCUGAUGCUUCUGAACAUCCAGAUGAAGAUCUGAAAAAAACUGCCAAAGAAGUUUUAGAUCUCUUAGCAAAUAUCAUUGGCAUUGAAGAGUUUACAGCUGCUUAUGCUGAUGUACAGUCCUCAUUAUUUAAAAAGAAAAUGAAGAGAAAGCAAGAAAAAGCCCAGGAGGCUGUCACCAAUCCUCAAAGUUAUGCUCUAAAGAGAAUUAAGAAACAGAUUAAUAAAAAGAAAUCAAAAAAGAGAAGUAUAUUAAAACAAAAGGGGAAGAAGCCAAAGAAAACAACACUGUCAGAUCUAGUGUUUGAGAAGUGAAAUAAUUUGUAUCAUAAGUUAAAUUUGUAAAUACAUUUUUUAUAUAAUAAAUUAUAUUCUUCAUACACA